Molecule: messenger RNA, 2654 nt
Organism: Morone saxatilis (striped sea-bass)
Lineage: Eukaryota; Metazoa; Chordata; Actinopteri; Moronidae
Product: serine/threonine-protein kinase BRSK2-like
Biological process (GO): microtubule cytoskeleton organization; intracellular signal transduction; protein phosphorylation
Cellular component (GO): cytoplasm
Molecular function (GO): ATP binding; tau-protein kinase activity; protein serine/threonine kinase activity
Source: RefSeq, a predicted model, not a curated record
GUCUGGUGAAGCUGGGGAUCCACUGUGUCACAUGUCAGAAAGUUGCCAUAAAGAUUGUCAACAGGGAAAAGCUCAGCGAGUCGGUUCUCAUGAAGGUGGAGAGGGAGAUAGCCAUUCUGAAGCUCAUAGAGCAUCCCCACGUUUUAAAGCUACACGACGUCUAUGAAAACAAGAAAUACCUGUACCUGGUGUUAGAGCACGUGUCCGGAGGAGAGCUGUUCGACUACCUGGUGAAAAAGGGCCGGUUAACACCAAAAGAGGCCAGAAAGUUCUUCAGACAGAUCAUCUCAGCCCUGGACUUCUGCCACAGCCACUCCAUAUGUCUAGAGACACAAUCUCCGCACUACGCCUGCCCAGAGGUUAUCAGGGGGGAGAAGUACGACGGCAGGAAAGCAGACGCGUGGAGCUGUGGAGUCAUCCUGUUUGCACUUUUAGUGGGCGCUCUGCCUUUCGACGAUGACAACUUGAGGAAUCUUUUGGAGAAGGUGAAGCUGGGAGUUUUCCACAUGCCUCACUUCAUCCCUCCGGACUGUCAGAACCUCCUGCGCGGUAUGAUCGAAGUGGACGCCACCAAGAGGCUCACGUUAGAGCAGAUCCAGAAGCAUACGUGGUACCUAGCCGGAAAGAACGAGCCGGAGCCUGAGCAGCCCGUCCCGAGGAAGGUGGCCAUCAGGAUGCUGGCUGCGGCCGAAGAGAUCGACCCCGACGUCCUGGAGAGCAUGCACUCUCUGGGAUGCUUCAGAGACAAGGAAAAACUGACCAAAGACCUGCUGUCUGAGGAUGACAACCAGGAAAAGAUGAUCUACUUCCUGCUGCUGGACCGCAAGGAGAGGUACCCGAGCCAGGAGGACCAGAACCUGCCGCCCCGCAACGAGAUUGCAGACCCUCCCAGGAAGCGAGUGGAUUCGCCCAUGCUGAGCCGUCACGGUAAGCGCAGACCGGAGAGGAAGUCCAUGGAGGUGCUGAGCGUCACAGAGGGAGGAUCUCCCGUACCGGUGCGACGAGCCAUCGACAUGGCGACCCACGGACAGAGCAAAUCUGUUUUCAGUAAAAGCUUGGAUAUCACAAACGCUAACUGCAGCAAGGAAGAAAGAUCGCGAUCGAUCAGCGGAGCGUCCUCCGGUCUGUCCACCAGUCCUCUCAGCAGUCCCAGGCGCCCACCGGCGUUUUUCAUCCCCCGCCCCACGUACCCAAAGACCUGUGUCAGUCCCCCCCCAGACUGCACCCCACCCCCACCCAUCCGCGAGGUCCGCUUAAACGGGGUGGGGCCACGUACGCCCAAACCCAAGACGCAGCCAAAGAUGGGUCCCCCCUCCAUGCACCCCCGCAACCAGACCCUCCCGCCCAAGCCCAAAGUGUCCGAGAAGCCCUGCGACCCACCAGGUCCAACCCUCUUCCCAACCCACGGCCAGACCCCCACCACCCCCAAUUGAAGCCCUCCCACGCCCUGCCAGCCUCUGGCACCCCUGCAUCCCCAACAGCCCCCCGGGUGAGACGCCAACCCUCCCCUCACUGUCCCCGAAGCCUCCAUCCCCUCUCGCCCGUGCCUCCUAGUCGCCCCGCCCCGCCCACCAUCGUCACACCCUGACCACAACGGCAAGAAUCGUCUCACGCAGGUGACCCCCCACGCCCUCCCCAGAGGGAGCCCUCUCCCCACCCCUAAAGGCACCGGGUGCACAGACGCCCAAGAACCGACAGGCAACGCCCAGCCGACACGGCCGCCCAGCCCCUGCCAUCGGGGGCAUGCCUGGAGGACACCGGCCUCAACUCCCCAUCAAGAACAGCUUCCUGGGCUCAACCCGCGCUUCCACCGGCAAAGGAAAAAUUUUCCCACCCAGGAGGACAUGUCCAGUCUAACUCCAGACUCGUCUCCAGAACUGGCUAAGAAGUCGUGGUUCGGGAACUUCAUCAACCUGGAGAAAGAGGAGCAGAUCUUCAUCGUGAUCAGAGACAAACCUCUCAGCUCCAUAAAGGCCGACAUCGUCCACGCCUUCCUCUCCAUCCCCAGUCUGAGCCACAGCGUCAUCUCUCAGACCAGUUUCCGGGCGGAGUACAAGUCCACAGCCGGUCCGACAGUUUUCCAGAAGCCGGUCAAGUUCCAGGUGGACAUCACCUACACCGAGAGCACCAGCGCCACCAAGGACAACGGCAUCUACUCGGUCACCUUCACCCUGCUGUCAGGUCCCAGCCGACGUUUCAAGCGAUGUGGUGGAGACGUAUCCAGGCCAGCUGUCAGCAUACGACAGCCCGGCUCCCAGCCCCAGCUCUCAGAUGGCUCUCAGCGCUCAGCUUCUUUGCCCAGUAAAUCCUCCAAGCGUGGUAAGACCCAGAGCGACCGGGAGCUCCCGCAAAAAAAACCCCCAAACACCUUAACUCUGGCUUUUAACACACACUGGCAACGUCACCAACACACGCUGUUUGCACUAACAAGCAGCCCGUUGAGUAACUUCUUUGACGUAAUUAAACAGCUUUUUUCAGACGAGAAGAACAUCCAAGCGUCCCACUCCCCCGGCGCCCCUGCCACGCCUAGCUCCCCUGCCAAGCAUGCCCCCAGCAGCAAGCCCAACCAGCCCCCGCCCAAUGACUCUAAAUGCCCCCCCGGCAAAGACAAAACAAAGACGGCCGCCGGCAACAGGACACAGGAACAACCUUAA